Salvia hispanica is the source of this 480-nucleotide messenger RNA. NCBI's taxonomy places the organism in Eukaryota, Viridiplantae, Streptophyta, Magnoliopsida, Lamiales, Lamiaceae. The record is from RefSeq and is a predicted model, not a curated record.
AUGGCUCUCUCACUCUUGAUCGCAAUAAUCGUAUCGAUUUUGGCAUGGUCCCAUUUCCGCAGCCGCCGCCAGAACCUUCCCCCGGGGCCAUACCCGUUUCCUAUCAUCGGAAACAUCCUCCAGCUAGGGUGGAACCCCCACAAGUCCCUCGCCGACCUCUCCAAAACCUACAGCCCCCUGAUGUCUCUCAAGCUCGGUAGCAUCAACACCGUCGUCGUAUCAUCCCCGGAUUCCGCCAGACUGGUGCUGCAAGAGCACGACCAAGCCUUCUCCAGCCGCACCAUCCCCGCCGCGGCCGAAGCCCACGGCUUCGACAAGAUUUCAAUCGGGCUCAUACCGGUGGGUGAGAGGUGGAGAAAACUAAGGAAGUUGUGCAAAGAGCGGAUGUUCUCGGCGCGGCGCCUCAACGGCGGCGCGGGAGUGCAGCGCGAGCGGGCGGGCCAUGGACUUGGGGCAGGCGGCGUUUGUGACGACGUUUAA